AGGAACAACAAAGUCAGACGACCGAACACAACAACACAAGCACAAACACGAACAUCUGAAAUCUCAACCGCAUCAAACAAGUCCAUCAAAUCCGCCAAAAACAUCACCAUAAAAUAAGUACUAAGCUACUCAAACUCACUUCCUUGACCCACUCUUGUCUCUCUCCCACUCUCACUAUCUGUCUUUCCCAACGCCCCUUCAUUUUCACUUCCUCUUUCUCCUCACUUCAACACAGAUUCCUCCCUCACCUUCUAAUUCAGUUACCUUAUUUGUUUUCCCAAGAUCUGAUUUUGUGCAGCCUUGGAAAAUCUGAAAAUCUCCAUGCCGACCCAGUAACGUUUUUGCACGGAAUGAAGCUAAUGGGGAAAUGGGGUUCUCUUUGGCAGGGAUUUAAGGUUGAGGGGUCGUGAAAGGUUGGAUUUUUAGGGGUGGUGGGGUUGUUUUGCAUGUGGGAAUGGAAGCGAGGAUGAAGAAGUACAACCGGCAAGUGAGUCCUGAGAGGGCCAAAGUGUGGACUGAGAAGUCCCCAAAAUACCACCAGAGUCUGAAGGUUCCCGUGAUUUACUAUCUUUGUCGAAAUAGGCAGCUAGAGCACCCUCAUUUCAUGGAGGUCCCACUUUCUUCACCGGAUGGGUUAUACUUGAGAGAUGUCAUUGAUAGACUGAAUGUGUUGAGAGGUAGAGGCAUGGCUUCCUUGUAUUCAUGGUCUUGCAAGAGGAGCUACAAGAAUGGAUUUGUGUGGCAUGAUCUAUGUGAAGAUGACAUAAUUCUACCAGCUCAUGGAAAUGAAUACGUUCUCAAAGGUUCUGAGUUAUUUGAUGAAUCAAAUUCAGAACGUUUCAGUCCCGUUAGCAAUAUUAAAAUACAAAGCGUGAAGCUGUUGCCGGGGCCAAUUUCUUCUAGGAGCCAUGAUGAAGCCUCCUCCUCUUCUAGCUUGAAUGGGAAAGAGACAAGAAUCUCCCAAGACGAUGAGCUUUCCCAAGAAGAACCGCAUACUGGUUCCUCCGAUGUUUCUCCAGAGUCUAGAGACAAAAAGAGUGAUUCGCUAAGCUUGGCAUUGACAGAGUACAAAAUUUAUAAAACUGAUGGAUUGGCCGAUGCUUCGACUCAGACAGAAGAAAAUGGCCGUAGAUCCAGAUCUCAGAAAACUUGUACAAGAGGUGUAUCGACGGAGGAUGGAUCAUUAGAAUCUGAAUGCCAUGAGAUAUGUCAAACUGAAGUUCCACAAGUGAAACAUACUCCGCAAAUCUGUAGGGACACUGUUUCUCCUCCUCCCUCAACUUCAAGUUCCUCAUCUUUUGUGGGGAAGGCUGAGACUUUGGAAUCUCUGAUUAGAGCUGAUGCUAGUAAAGUGAACAGCUUUAGGAUCCUGGAAGAGGAGGGCGUGCGAAUACCAACCAACACGAGGGUCAAGGCUUCAAAUUUACUGAUGCAACUAAUCUCAUGUGGCUCAAUAUCAGUGAAAAACCAUAGUUUUGGCCUUAUUCCUUCCUACAAGCCAAGGUUUUCCAAUUCAAAAUUUCCUUCCCCACUGUUCUCAACUUCUUUCAUGCUGGGGGAGUUUGAUUGCUUAGCUGAGAAUCCAAAGUUGAUGAGCCUCAGAUUGGAAGACAAAGAAUACUUUAGUGGAAGCUUAGUGGAGACUAAACUGAAGGAUGGAGAUGGACAUAAUGUUCUGAAACGCUCUUCUUCCUACAAUGAUGAGAGGACAUAUAAAGACCAAAAACCGGAAGAAUACAAAGAGGAAUCAUCCUCAGGACAUUCAAAAUGCAUUCCACGGUCAAUCAAGGUCUCGUUGACCAAGCAGCCCCGAAGUGAAUCCAUGAGAUCUCCUGUUUCUGAUGGACCAAGGAACUCCUCAGACAGAAUUGAAGGCUCAGCCAUAUCCUCAGUAACAUCCAAUGGUAGCAGCAAGAGAAUCACGGAACCUUCGUCAGGGAAGAAGCAAUCAAAGAGGAUAGAUUCAUUUAAAGAAGAGGAGGAGGUGAUCAAAAUUGAAGAAAGCAGGCUUGCUUCAGGAGCUCGGGUUAUAAUCCAAUCUAAACCAUUUUCAGACACAGCAUCUAGCAGCUGCUGAAAAAUCAAGUUUCAGAUUUUAGGCAACAGAAAAACUACUGGUUUUUCAGCUUUAGAUUGAAUUCAACAUGAUUGUAUAUAUUUGGUAGGUCCAUGUGACAUUAUUUCCUUAAGCUUACAAAGUAAAGUUAUUUUGACAAUUGAGUCAAUGCUAAGGGAGCAGCUAGCCAGCUACAAUAGCAGGUGUGGUCCCGUUGGUCCAUUUCCUUAAAUAUAUUGUGCUGGAAUGAGGUGAUUGCACAUCCUGCUGUAACUCCUGAUACAAUAUCUACCUUUGCACCCUUUUGCUUGCUUCAAAUUAUUGGUUACUACUUAGCUUGCACCUUCAA
Molecule: messenger RNA, 2405 nt
Organism: Cajanus cajan (pigeon pea)
Lineage: Eukaryota; Viridiplantae; Streptophyta; Magnoliopsida; Fabales; Fabaceae
Source: RefSeq, a predicted model, not a curated record